Molecule: messenger RNA, 1782 nt
Organism: Lodderomyces orthopsilosis Co 90-125
Lineage: Eukaryota; Fungi; Ascomycota; Pichiomycetes; Serinales; Debaryomycetaceae
Product: ferric reductase family protein
Exons: 1
Coding region: 1-1782 (593 amino acids)
Biological process (GO): copper ion import; intracellular iron ion homeostasis; iron ion transport
Cellular component (GO): plasma membrane
Molecular function (GO): ferric-chelate reductase activity
Source: RefSeq, a predicted model, not a curated record
AUGUUCAAAAGAAGUGUUGAAUACGAAGGGAUGGACUGUUUAGACGAGUCCAAUCCCAUGUAUAUGCAAUAUCACACAAUGCUGCAAAAUGAAAUUCCAUGGGCUUCGCAGACAAAGUAUGCUGAAUAUACAGUUUACUUUGGUGUUGUAUUCAUAUUCAUUGGUUUGGUUAAACAGGUAUAUUAUAGAAUUAGAGAUUCCACAUAUAAAUCACAAACAGAUUCAAAUGCAGCCACGUCUUUUAUAGAUGUUCUUGUGUCGUAUUGUCGAUAUGUGGGUUACAAGCAAACUCCAAGAUAUUUGCAAUAUAUUGCCUCAUUUCCCAAAUCAGUUGGUUCAAGUUUAUUUCUAAUGUUGUCUACGUUAUAUUUGUCUUGUUAUUGCUUUGUACCACAUUACUGGUAUCGAGGUUGUGCAGGAUUUGGAUCGCCACCGUUGGCAGUAAGAGCAGGAAUGAUGUCAACUGCAUUAGUACCAUUUAUAUAUGUCCUUGCUGGUAAAUCCAAUGCCAUUACGUUGCUCACGGGUAUCAGUUAUGAGAAAUUGAAUGUAUUUCAUCAGUAUGUUGGUGUGGCGGGGUUCAUUUUAGGAGUUGUACAUACAAUUCCCUUUAUUUAUCAACAAUUACAAGAAGCUGGUGCAAGUGCGUUACACAAGACUUUUAUCACUGAUUUGUACUACGUUAGUGGUAUACCCACUUUAAUACUCAUGGGGUUGUUGUGCACAUUAUCAAAAGCCUGGGUAAGAAAACAUUUCUAUGAGUUGUUUUUACAUUUGCAUUGGAUGAUGGGUAUUGCAUUCUUUGGUUGUUUGAUUUGGCAUAUCCAAUUUGCAUUGGGAGCUCAAAAUUACAUGUGGGGAGCAUUGGCAUUUUGGGCAUCCCAAUUGCUUUACAGAAUCUUGGUCAAGACGUGUUUUAAACCCACAUCGAUGUUUUUGAGGUCGAGAAGUGCACAUUUGACCAAACUUGAUGAAAAUACGUAUGAAAUCCAGAUUGAUAAUGUUAAAGGGUAUAAAUGGACACCAGGUCAACAUUGUUUUCUCAGAUUCAAAGGGUUGAGGAUUUUGGAUAGUCAUCCAUUUUCUAUUUCAACUACGACUGAGCUGGGUGAAGGGAUGAAGUUUAUCGUAGUUCCUAAACAGGGGUUAACCAAAGCACACUUUGCGGAAUUGGAUCGUCAAAUUGAGCUUAAUAAGCAAGUGUAUAUCGAUGGACCAUAUGGAGGUACGUUCAGAGAUGUGUCUAAGUUUGACAAGAUUGUGUUGGUUGCUUCAGGUAGUGGAGUCACCGCAACAAUCCCAUUCUUACUGUACGUUAGCCAAUUGCAUCAACAAAAAUCCCCAUUGGCCGACAACUUGAAAUGCGUCAAUUUCAUCUGGGUGGUUAGACACCAGAGUAAUAUCAAAUGGAUCGAAGAUGAAUUGAUCAGAUGUCAAGAAGUACUUGGUCAUAAGUUACAAUUAGACAUAAGAGUCUGUGAUUAUCUAGUUGAAAUGAAAAAGAUGGAUGACAAAAUAGAUGUUGAAAAGAGUAUUGAGUCAGAAGAGUUGUCAACCCCUAGACUUCCUAUGACCUAUGGCAAGCCUGAUGUACGUUCCAUCUUGACCUCAUUAACAACAAGUUUUUCAAGAAGGAAUAUUGUCGUUUGCUCAGGUAGCAAUUUAAUGCAAACCCAAGUGUCGCAAAUUGUAUCUGAACUUCAGUCAUUAAUAUUUAAUAAUGAUUUACGAAAUACAAAUGUUGAAGAAAUUUACUUACAUACUGAAUGUUUUGGUUGGUAA